GCAAGAUGUCUGCGCCCUUAACACAUGCGUAAACAAACAUGGAGAGUGUGAUAACCUUGUCCAAAGAAUACCGUUAGCAGACGUCUAAAACCGAUAUCUUAUAAACAGAAAAGUAUUUCAGCAAUGAGCUCACGAAUCUGUGAGACCUUCUUAAGAAGGUCGCUGCGAUUUUCGACGACCCGAUCGCUGACAUCCGCGUGCGUCAAUGCGUCACUGCGUUUGCGCAAAGGUUGCGCGGUGACUGAUGCACACGUUGUGAGAAAAUGUCUCUUUCGAAACGUUCCGGUCCGUUUGGUGUCUUCAGAUGCAUUUUUGGAGAGAUUACAGAAGGUGGGAGCUGUUGUGUCCAGGGAGGGUCCUCAUCAACAGCCUGUCCCAUCAGAUUGCGGUCAUCAAUUUUCCUUAUUGCUAAAGGAUCCUGAUCAACCUGAGAACCCCAGAUCUCUUAAAGUGGCCGUAGUGGGCGCCCCGAAUGCUGGCAAAUCCACACUGACCAACCAGCUGCUGGGCAGAAAGUUGUUUGCGGUGUCAGAAAAAGUGCACACAACAAGAUCGCGUGCUGUUGGUGUUCUGACUGAGGAUGACACACAAAUUGUUUUGUUGGAUACCCCUGGUCUCACCACACCGAUAAAGGCUAAAAGACACCAGCUGGAAGAUUCGCUGUUGGUCGAUCCUUUUGAGUCUUUGGAGAAAGCUGAUCUAGUUGUUGUGUUAGUUGAUGUGUCUGAUAAAUGGACCCGUAACAAGUUGCACCUUGAAGUACUGAAGUGUCUGGCCCUAAAUCCAGAUGUACCUGCCAUCCUUGUCCUCAAUAAGGUGGAUCUACUGAAGAGCAAAAUGUUGCUGCUAGACAUCACGGCACAGCUGACCGAGGGGGUGGUGAAUGGAAAAAAGAUCAGGAUUCGUGGUGUAGCGAAGUCAAAUCAAAGAUUAGCAGCCAAAGCCCAAAGCAGACAUGCAGAGGAAGCGUAUUCUGAGAGCACGGAGAAAGAGUCGUCAGAUCAAGAGAGUCAGAACAAAAACAGACUGAGCAGAGAGGAGCUGAAGGAUCUGAAGAGCCGCAGUGGGUGGCCACAUUUUAAAGAUGUAUUCAUGCUGAGUGCUGUCGACAGAGAAGAUGUGGAGACAAUAAAGAGUUACCUGUUUCAAGUGGCAAAGCCUCGCGAGUGGCAGUAUCACAGUGAAGUACUGACAGACCAAGGUCCCGAGGAUGUCUGCCUUAACACUAUCAGAGAGAAACUUCUACAACAUUUCCCUAAGGAGGUGCCAUAUACAAUGACCCUGCAAAUUGAAAUGUGGAAGGAGUCUGAAGAUGGCGUGCUCGACAUAUCAGUCAAACUGUAUGUGAUAAAAGACAGUCAUAUGAAAAUGGUUAUUGGUCCAGGAGGCCAGACGAUAACCAGAAUAACCCAGGAAGCUGGAAAUGACCUAAUGAACAUUUUCUUGCGGGAAAUACACUUAAAAAUCUCUGCAAAGUUGAAGAAGUGAAGUUCAGUUAUGAGUUAUGAGAACCUAUAAUGGAUGCAAAGAGAUUCAGAAGCCUGAAAGAAGUUAUUACAGAGAAACGUUGUUUUUUCCCAAAAAGUGAAAGUAAAGAUUAAAGUGAAAUUCAGAGGCACAAUAAAUAGUUUUUCCAUAUAAAUUCAGUAACAUGUUGUCAAUUUUAUUAUCAAUACUUUGUUAAUUGAUAAUGCUUGUAUUAAUAAUAACUGUGGUUUUGCUGUUAUAUAGAAUAUUUUUGUUAUUGCAAUGUUGUUGUAAGUUACUCACAGUCGCUCAGUGGAAUCAAUUAAAAAAUACGCGGAUUUUUCUCCAACACCAAUUUCAUCAACUGAGUGUUUUUCUGCUUCGUAAGAGAACUGUUCACACAAGUUUUACAGAUUUCUGUAGUGGGAAACGUGAGGUCACUUUAUCUUCAGAGUCCAGAAGACAAUGCUUCGGCACACAAACUGUAUGCAAAAUUGCAGAAGGAGCUGGCAGAAUGAGCUUUUUCAGUCAACAGUUACACCCCGUGCAAAGAUCAUGUGCUUGUAUUAUUGAUAUAUAUAUUUUGUUUUGUUUUAAUUAUGUGACAAAGUUAUUUGCUUGAAUAAAAAUGUAAAUUAUGCAA
Messenger RNA from Triplophysa dalaica, 2110 nucleotides. It is a transcript of the gene eral1, whose product is annotated as Era-like 12S mitochondrial rRNA chaperone 1. Gene Ontology annotation, cellular component: mitochondrial matrix. The record is from RefSeq and is a predicted model, not a curated record. Gene Ontology annotation, molecular function: rRNA binding; ribosomal small subunit binding; GTP binding. Lineage: Eukaryota; Metazoa; Chordata; Actinopteri; Cypriniformes; Nemacheilidae. The transcript is spliced from 11 exons. Gene Ontology annotation, biological process: ribosomal small subunit assembly. The coding region runs from base 124 to 1488 and encodes 454 amino acids.